AUGUCGACGCUCCUCAAACGCACAUUUGCCUCGGGCACCCCAUCCUCUGCCUCGUCAGCACCAUCUCCAUCACCGGCACCGUCACCAUCGCCAUCGUCUACCACCCGACCCUUGAACUCGGACACACUGCCUCACGGCCGGUACAUCCCCGAGGACAAGCGCAACUGGAAGUACCAGCACUUUCCACGUCCAAAGACUUCCCCCGCCGCCGCCUCCUCGUCAACCGCGUCCGCCGCCUCCUCGUUCCUCGCGGGAAUGGGCAGGAGCCUGCGCAGGACCAAGGGCAAGGGCAAGGACAAGGACGACGACAAGAAGCAGAGGAGACGUAGCGAACUGCCCCCGUCCCACCUGCACUCGGCCCAGUCUAGCAACCACAACGCCGACCAAAUCCAGAAUGGCCGCACAGCAGCCAGCGUGCCCACCUCGCCUCGACGAGCGCGGCAUGACCUGCCCCCGUCGGUCUCACCCUCGCCCUCGUCCUCGCCCGCAUUCUCACGCUCGUCAUCCAGCUCCAGCUCCGGAUCAUCGGCGCCGCUCACCAGCACGGCUCUCCAUCCACACGCACCUGCACCUGCGCACACCGACGAACGUCAUCCUGACGACAUCGUCUACCCCGAGUCCUACCCCUGGCGACCCUCGCGCCGCGACCCAACGGCGAGCUACGUCGACCCAUCGCAUCGCAACCCCUCGGCCAAGCAGGCCUUCUACGACACCCAUUUCGGCGUCAGCAGCGGCUGGAACGAGACCCGGUCCAGGAUCACCAAGCGCUUCUUUUGGCGCAACGCGUCGCAGCAGCAGCAGCAGCAGCAGCAGCAGCAGCAGAACGCGGCGCAAAUCACUCAGUCUGGGACCUUGCCGGACCGCGGGCUGAGCGGUGGAGAGCAGCUGAGCGCAAAGCAGAGCGGGUUCGGCAUCGGCAUGAGCAUGGAAGACGCCGCCAGGACCGACGCCAUCGUCUCGCCGCAGCCCCAGCGCGAGGGCGUCGACCCGCUCUCGCUGCAACAAGAGUCUGCUGCGACGGCCGAGCCUACGACCGCGACGCCGACUGUGCCGACGCCGGCCAACACGGCAGACAAGAGGGCCAAACGCAACAGCGGCUUCUCGCUGCCGGCGCCCAACUGGAAGAGCCUCACGAGCGCCUGGUCCUUUGUCUCGGCCCACUCGGCCGAUCUCCUCUCGACGUCGUCGUCUGCCGUUCAGCCCGAGGCUCCCCUCAACCCGGGCCCUCCUCCCUCUGCGCCCCCCGCGGCUCCGUCCGCAGCAGCAGCACCCGCCGUCAACCUGCUCGAGCCCGAGCUGGUUCCCACGGUGCAGCGCCACCGGGGCAUCUCGCAGUUUGUGCGCGGCGUCGAGGGCAACGUCGUCAUCCUGGGCGGCUACCGCGGCAGCGUACUGCGGUCCGCCGAGACCGACGAGCGGCUCUGGAUCCCCAUCAAGGUGGGCGUGGGGCUGCGCCGGCCCACGCUCGAGCUGGCGCUCGACGCCGAGGCCGAGUCGCGCUCCGAGGCCGACGUCUACGCGAGCGACAUGGUGACGCACAUUGGCCGGCUCGUCGACAUGGGCAAGCGGCUCCAGACCCGGCUGGCCACGAGCUCGCCGCGGUGCACGGUGCACACGUGGGGGUACGACUGGCGCCUCUCGCUGCCGCUGUCGUCGGCGCGCCUCGUCGCGUUCCUCACCGAGCUGUACGAGGCGUCGUCGCCGGACCCGUCGAGGCGGCGCGGCGCCAAGGUCGUGGCGCACUCGAUGGGCGGCCUGGUGACGCUGUUUGCGCUGGCGACGGCGCCGGACCCGCGCAUCUUUAGCGGCAUUGUGUUCGCCUCGACGCCGUUCGAGGGUACGCCCAACAUCCUCGGGCCGCUGCGGUACGGCGAUGCGGCCCUGUUCAACGAUACCAUCUGCAGUCCGCGCGCCACGUUCAGCUUCCGGAGCAGCUUCUACCUCCUCCCCAAGCGGGGCAGGUGCUUUUACGUGCCCGCGAGCCAGGACGACGAGGACGAGGGCCAAGGCGAAGGGGAGGAGGGGGGCAGGUACGAGGAUCUCGACUUCCUCGACGUCGAGACGUGGCAGCGGUACGGCUUUAGUCCCUGCAUCGUCCCCGGCCACGCUGGCGGCGGCAGCGGCGGGCAAGAUGAAGAGAGGGCGCGGGACAAGGUGGGCCUACCCGACUCCUCACUCGGCCAGCCUCCCCUUCCCUCGGCCGCGGCGGCGGUUGCGCCAUCGGCGACGACAACGACAGGGGACGAGGAGGACGAGGAGGUGCAAGAACCGAGACGCUACCUGGCCCGGACGCUCAAAGAGGUACGGAGGUUCCACGACGUGCUCGAGACGUCGUUCGAUCCGGCCAAGUUCCAGCGAGGACUGUACCCGCCCAUCGUGGUGUUGACGUCGGGCCGUACACCCUCGGUAUCCGGGGCCAUUGUCGGUCUCCCACCGUCGCCCGACGAUACCGCCACCACCUCCGCCGCUGUCGCCGGUACCACGACGACGGCGACGGGAUGGGAGGACGACGUCAGGGAGGGCAACUACGCCAGCAUGAAGUACGCACCGGGCGACGGGCUGAUUACGCGCCACUCUUCGACGUCGCUCCCCGGUGGGUGGUCACGCCUCCUCGUGCGUCGGGACGAAGUCACGCACCCGCAUCCGCACGAUGACGAUGUGGCGCUGUCGAGCGGGAAGAGGGAGAGGAAGAGCAAGACGGUGCUGCGACUCGACGGACCGGGCAUCGUCGAGAGUCCACACCGCCAUGUCACGCUGCUGAGCGACGUCGAUGGCGUCGUGCGCUGUUUGGAGGCGCUCAAGAGGGCCGAGGGUCGUAGAGCGGCCUCGGGCUCGGCGGUGCGUAGAGGCGCUUAG
This is a messenger RNA of Pseudozyma flocculosa PF-1, 2856 nucleotides long. RefSeq lists its product as uncharacterized. The record is from RefSeq and is a predicted model, not a curated record. Lineage: Eukaryota; Fungi; Basidiomycota; Ustilaginomycetes; Ustilaginales; Ustilaginaceae. The transcript has a single exon. Gene Ontology annotation, biological process: lipid metabolic process. Bases 1 to 2856 code for a protein of 951 amino acids.